UAUAUAAAAAAAAUGUCAGAAGACGCUAAUAACAUUAGCUGCAACCACAAAACAGACCUAUCCCUACCUUGUCCUCAUCUGUGUCAAGCAUGGUUGAACACUUUUCCGUGGGACAAAUCAAACGCGCGUUUUGAUAAAACUGAUAUUCUAAGUAACUUUCUGAAAACAGUUGAAAGCAUUUUGGCCGGUGAUCUAUUUGAUUCCAUUGACUUGGUUUACGACAACGAAUUAAAUAACAUUGCAGACAAUGCCAGAGCCUCUGUUGAAGAUCCUUUGAGUGAUCACCAGUGGAAAGAACGUUUAAUCGAGGACUUGAAAAUGAUUGACAGCCUUCCUACACUAAAUGGCAAACAAUUGGCGGUUUUUAAACAUUUGGUUUCUGAAAAACUGAUCCACAACAUUAAUGCAAACAAGUCAAGAGUGAUCCCAAAUGUUCUUAUCAUGACACCAGAAGACGACGACGAAAGCCUUAACAUCAAAAUGGUUUAUAACGCCCACAGGAAGAGGAAGACUGCCUUAACAGCCGAGGAUAUGGUUACUAUGCAUGAUGUUUUACCCGAAUUAAAAUCUGUCUCUAUCAAAGAUCUUCAAUUCAAGAUGGAGAAAUAUGGAGAUGCUAUUGUUAAAAAAAGUUGUUUGGAAUCAUUAGAUAUCACAUUUACCAAUCCAGUUAUUUGCCCAUCAAGUUUUUUAGCAUUUUUAUUUAGAUCCUACCACAAAACCAUCAAAUCGUUCAGACUGGGGAUGACAACAUUGGUGCUACCAAAAGUGGCCAAAAACGACAGAGAGGAUCGUGGCAGUAUUAUAAAGAAAGUUUUUAGAGAAAACGAACUGAACUUUAGCAACCUGGAAACUUUGGAGAUCAGCAACUUUUCAAACUGGAUUGAUAUUGACACGGUGCUCAGACAUAUAGUUAAGACCUGCCGCAAUUUAAAGACCGUCAAGUUCCUUGGACAAACAACCGUAACUUCCAUAUUUAAUCGUAUCACCGAAAGUUAUCAACACUCCUUGGAAUCUCUUACUGUAACAACCCGAAAGUAUGAAGACGUCAGACUUCUUCGUAAAUUAGAAUCUCUCAAGGAGCUCUCGUACUUGUGGGAGGAAGUUGAUGCAAAGAUGGACAUUUUAAAAGUAUUGAUGGUCUUGCCUAAUUUGACAUCAUUGGAAUUGGGGUUUGAAAAGCGUCAGGGUGUUUUAGUCAGUAAUCUCUUCAGCUAUGGCGCAUUCGAGAAUUUAAAUCGAAUUGCACUCCAUAAUGUACACAUUGAUGGGAACGUGUUCAAUGAGUUAAGCUCUCAACUUCCCAACUUGAAAAAUGUGGCUCUGACUAGUUGCCGAAUUGGAAAAUCCGGUUCUGAUAUUGAAAGUACAAUCUCAUUUGAAAACUAUCAACUGGAAACUUUGCUGAUCGAAGACUGUAAAUUGAAUAAUUCAAGCAAGCUUUCUAAAAAUAUGAAGAAGAGGAAUAUCACUAGAUUCAAGUUCGUCCUGGAUGACACUAAAGGGUAUGCUGGAAAACUCCGUUCAAAACGUAAAGACAAAUCAAAGAGAGGCAGAAUGUUCAUGGAUAAUAACAUAUUUGUCUACGAUAUGGCAACCAACGAGAAUGAAUCCUCUGCACGCAUUACGUUAGUUAUCAAAGCCGAUUUGAUCCGCUCAUUCUCGGUCUCGAAAAGCCUACCUUUCGACGUUUAUUUUUGCCUUGCCAGCGAAGCUUCAGACGAAGACGAUUCUAGCGCCGAUGAAGGAACUGGAAAAAUUAUGGAGGUUGAGGACGAUGCCGAGGAGAUUGAAGAGGCCGAAGAAGUUGAAGAAACUGAGACUGGAAAGUCCGUAAUUGAAGAGAAUGAAAAUAUUGAAAGUGACGAAGAAGCUGAAAUCGAGGAAGAAGCUGAUAGGAUAGAAGAAGCUCAUAUUUCCGAAGAAGACAAUGAUGUCGUUGACGUAACUGAUGUGGGGGAGGACGGUAAAAAUGACGAAGAAGAGGAUCACGGUUCUGUCGAAGAAACAGAGAUCGUCGAAGUAGAAAAGACUUUUGAAGAUGUGGAAUACUUAACCAAAGAGACUGAAGCCGAAGAUAAUGGAGACUGUGAAAAUGAUCUCAAUAAACCUGCAGAAACGAUGAAAGAUGCUGAAAUGAUCGAAAUUGAAGAUAAUAGUGAUGUCAAUGAAGAUGAAGAUAGUGAUGACAGCGAUGACAGCGAUGACAGCGAUGACAGCGACGACAGCGAGGAUAGUGACGAUGAUGAGGUUGAGGUUCCCAACAAACAGGACGUUGCAGCAGAGAUUACUGAGGACUCUGAGCUUAUUGAUAUCGAUACGUCAUCUCUUCCUGAAGUACCCGAGUCUCCUGUUCCUAGCUUUGAAGUGCAAUCUUCUGAAGACGACGAAUUAGAGGACAGUUCAAGUGAUAUUGUUAUCGACGAAGUAGCGCCUGAAACCGGUAGUGAAUACGAUUCCGAUGGGGAUGGACCGGUAGUUAUUAUCAAGGUUAAUAAAAAGAAUCCAGACACAAAAAAGAUAAGCAUUUCGGAUGAAGAAUAUGUAUCUGGUGAAGAAGAUAUCGUUACAUCUUCCAGCUCUGACAGUGAAUACAAUGAUAAUAUGGGUACCCGUAAAUCAGCAAGAUUAAGCAUCGCUAGAUCAUCACAAGGAAUGAGAACUAGGAAGAGAAGAAGAGAUUUGUUUUCAUCUGACGAAGAGGAAGAGAAAGAAGAAAGUCUUAAUAACAACGAAGGUGAAGAUGACGAUGACGGUGUAGAUAAGAAAGAAGACAGUGAAGCGAACUACAACGACCAUGCUGAAUUAGUCUCACAAUUUAUUCACAACUGCAGAGCGUAUAAUGCUGUCAUUCGUAUCCCAACAAGAUCAAAGAGAACAAGGUUCAACUCCCCUGCAUUGUAAUCCACAUAAUAUAAUAAAUUUAUUUCUUAUUUUUUUU
Messenger RNA from Mucor mucedo, 2941 nucleotides. RefSeq lists its product as uncharacterized. The record is from RefSeq and is a predicted model, not a curated record. The coding region runs from base 13 to 2904 and encodes 963 amino acids. NCBI's taxonomy places the organism in Eukaryota, Fungi, Mucoromycota, Mucoromycetes, Mucorales, Mucoraceae. The transcript has a single exon.